AUGAUUUAUCAGGAACCGAACCGAAAACAACCAUUAAUGAAUAAUAAAUCUGCCCUUAAAAAGAUUAUUAAAACACAUUCAAAUUCAAGUAUUUCAAGUGCUACUACAACAACAACUUCAUCUUCUUCAUCUUCUUUGAAAAAUGUUAGAUUUGCUCCUGAAUUGACUACUGUGAAGAAUUUUUGCUCUAAUGAUGAACCUAUAUCAAUAUCAAAUGAAACUUCACCUUCAUUAUUACCUAUUGAACAUUCUCAUUUUAAAAAUUAUGACGAUAGGAAUGGUGACGAUGAUGAUGACGAUGAUAUUUUAUUGCCUUUAGAAAAUUAUCGUUUAAGUAAUAAUUUCAAUUACAAUUUUAACUUCAAUCUCCAUACAAGAAAUAAUAAUAAUUCCGAAUUAGAAUCAGAUUCAGAUUUAGAAUUAGAUUCAGAUUUCGAUUUGAAAUAUUUUGAUAAUUUAAACUUUAAUAAUUUCUUAUUGGAUACUAAUAAGAACAAGAAGAAGCCAUAUUGUCAUAAUAAUAAUAAUAAUAAUGACAUACAUCGUCUCAUUCCCAUGGAUGAAAUACCUUCAAUCAAACCAUUAUUAUCUGUAGAUACUACCACAACCUCACCUUCAUCAUCAAACGAUACAACAACUGAAGAAGAUGAACUUUUGUUAAACAUUCAUCAAAAAUAUGAUUUUAAUAUAAUAGAUUGGAAUUUAAUAGGUUCAGACGUUAAUGAAUUCAUUCCACCACAAAAACACCCAAAUAAUAAUAUUCAAAGUGAUAUGGAACAAGCAAUUUUCAUAUAUUUAAAUGGUCAAAACAUUAAAUUAUAUUCACUAUCACAAGACUACAACAGAAUGGAUCAAACUUCUUUUAAAUUGAUAGGUUACCUUGUUGUCAAUAAUUUGAAUUUCGAGAAAAAUAUUGAAAUUAAAUAUACUUUCAAUAAUUGGAAAUCAAUUCAUUAUUUAAUGGCAUACUAUAAUAAAUCAAUUACUAAAAAUAUUGAUGAAUUUAAAUUUACCAUAGAUUUGACAAGUUUGAAAAACAUUUUGAAAAAUCAAAAUUUAAUCUAUUGUAAUGAUAAUACUAAUGAUAAUCAUAAAAUAACAAAUUGUCCCCUAAAUAUGGAAUUAUGUUGCUGUUAUGAUGUCAAUAAUGAAACUUAUUAUGAUAAUAAUAAUUAUAAAAAUUAUAACAUUUCAAUAAUGGUCAAAACUGAGAAAAAAAUAUAUUCAUCUCCAGAAAUAUCAUCAUCAUCAUCAAAACAGAGCAUUACUAAACAACCAAACGAAAACGAAAACGAAAACGAAAACGAAAACAAUAGAUCAGGAAAACCUGUCAAUUCAGAUUUCUUAAUAUCAACUACCGUGACUCAUCAAAUUACAAAACCUGAUAAUUCAAGAAGAUUUACUGAUGAUACAGAUUAUUAUAAUACUUCUCCUUUGAAACAUUUAUAUCAUGAUGAUACAACUUUAAUUAAACCAACAAACUUAAAUGAAGUUAUAAUUUCUUCAAUUGAUGACACCCUUGAAGAUAAUGAAGAGUCAAAUGAUCAUACCGACAUAGUAUUUAAUGAUGAAGAAAAGAACUGCAACAACAAUAAGAACAAUAGUAAUGGUAUGGUACAAUACAAUAAUGUCCUCCCAUUCUUACUAACUGGCGAUCAUAAUGAUGAUGAUGAUAUUAGUUACUAUUGUAACUAUAACAACAAUUAUUCUUCCCCUCAUAAUGAAAAUCUUAUGCAUUAUAAUAAUUCUCUAUCUUCUUCUUCUUCAUCAUCUUCUGCUUUAUCAAUUAGCCAAAAUGAACUGAAUUCAUCAUCAGCAUCAUCAUAUUCUUACGAUUAUCCAUCUUUAUCGUCUACAUUCUUAAACACACCUCCUUCAUUAUCUUCCUCUUCAUUGUCUUCUUCAAUCACUGAUAUGACUCCAUUAAAUGGGUUGACUAAAAUGAAUUCAAAUAAUAGUAAUAAUCUCAGAAUAUCUUCAGUGAUAGUAGAUGAUUUACAAAGUGUUUUGUCUGAUUCAACUGAUACAAAUAAUAGUAACAUUAACGAUGACAAUAAUACAUACUAUAUAUCAAAUUUUGGAGAAAAUAAUGAUAAUUAUAAUGAAAAUUACAUGGCUUCGAAUAAUUCAGUGGAAACAAUAACAAUUGGUAAUAGGAAAUCUCCGCCUACAAUAAUAAAUGAAACAGAUUAUCAAUCAUUAUUGAACUCUUAUUGUUUUUAUGACCCAACAAUAACAGAUCUCAAUAAUAUUAAUGAACAAAAUGCACAUCACGAUUCAAUUGGAAUUUUCAGCUUCAAAAAAUAA
Messenger RNA from Naumovozyma dairenensis CBS 421, 2307 nucleotides. It is a transcript of the gene PIG1, whose product is annotated as protein phosphatase regulator PIG1. The record is from RefSeq and is a predicted model, not a curated record. The transcript has a single exon. Lineage: Eukaryota; Fungi; Ascomycota; Saccharomycetes; Saccharomycetales; Saccharomycetaceae. Gene Ontology annotation, cellular component: protein phosphatase type 1 complex. Bases 1 to 2307 code for a protein of 768 amino acids. Gene Ontology annotation, molecular function: protein phosphatase 1 binding; glycogen binding. Gene Ontology annotation, biological process: regulation of glycogen biosynthetic process.